Messenger RNA from Hirundo rustica (Barn swallow), 3456 nucleotides. It is a transcript of the gene SLC18A2, whose product is annotated as solute carrier family 18 member A2. The transcript is spliced from 15 exons. Bases 38 to 1597 code for a protein of 519 amino acids. Lineage: Eukaryota; Metazoa; Chordata; Aves; Passeriformes; Hirundinidae. Gene Ontology annotation, cellular component: terminal bouton; synaptic vesicle membrane. Gene Ontology annotation, molecular function: serotonin:sodium:chloride symporter activity. The record is from RefSeq and is a predicted model, not a curated record. Gene Ontology annotation, biological process: transmembrane transport; aminergic neurotransmitter loading into synaptic vesicle.
CCCCGCCGGCCUCCGUGUGCCGCAGCCGGGCCGGAGCAUGGCUUGGGGCGAGCUGGGGCUGCUCCGCUGGCUGCGGGAGAGCCGCCAGUCCCGCAAACUCAUCCUGCUCAUCGUCUUCAUCGCCCUGCUGCUGGACAACAUGCUGCUCACCGUGGUCGUGCCAAUAAUUCCCAGUUACCUUUACAGCAUCGAACACGAGAAAAAUGCCACAGACAUCCAGACCACUAAGCCUAACCUACCCUCAGCAACGAUGGACAGUUUUCAGAGCAUCUUCUCCUACUACGACAAUUCCACCAUGGUCACUGCAAACGAAUCUGAGCAGACACAGCCCGGAGAGCUGCAUCAGACCCAGACAGAACAAAUGGUUGUCAGUGUGACUCCCUCCCCCUCUGACUGCCCCAAGGAUGACAAGGAGCUGCUGAAUGAAAACGUCCGAGUCGGUCUCUUGUUUGCUUCAAAAGCCACAGUGCAGCUGAUGACCAACCCCUUCAUAGGGCCCCUGACAAACAGAAUAGGCUACCAGAUUCCACUCUUUGCUGGCUUCUGCAUCAUGUUUGUUUCAACGAUCAUGUUUGCCUUCUCUGGAAGUUAUGCAUUACUAUUUAUUGCCAGGUCCCUUCAAGGAGUGGGUUCCUCGUGUUCUUCUGUGGCAGGGAUGGGUUUGCUUGCCACUGUUUAUAUGGAUGACGAAGAGAGAGGCAACGCAAUGGGAAUUGCACUUGGAGGCCUGGCCAUGGGAGUAUUAGUGGGGCCUCCUUUUGGGAGUGUCAUGUAUGAGUUUGUGGGGAAGAGUUCUCCUUUCCUGGUGCUGGCAGCCCUGGCUCUGUUCGAUGGAGCUGUUCAGUUACUUGUUCUGCAGCCCUCCAGAACACAGGCAGAAAGUCAGAAGGGGACACCUUUACUGACACUUUUGAAGGACCCAUAUAUCAUUAUUGCAGCAGGAUCAAUCUGCUUUGCAAACAUGGCUAUCGCUAUGCUUGAACCAGCUCUACCCAUCUGGAUGAUGGAGACCAUGUGCUCAAAAAAAUGGCAGCUUGGCGUUGCUUUUCUUCCAGCUAGCAUCUCUUAUCUCAUUGGGACGAAUCUUUUUGGGAUACUUGCACACAAAAUUGGAAGGUGGCUUUGUGCUUUGCUCGGGAUGCUAAUCGUGGGAAUAAGUAUUUUGUGUGUACCGUUCGCUAAAAACAUUUAUGGGCUCAUAGCACCAACUUUUGGAGUUGGAUUUGCCAUCGGGAUGGUGGACUCCUCCAUGAUGCCCAUCAUGGGCUACCUGGUGGAUCUGCGCCACGUGUCAGUCUACGGCAGUGUGUACGCAAUAGCUGACGUUGCCUUUUGCAUGGGUUUUGCCAUAGGUCCCUCUGCUGGUGGUGCCAUUGCCAAGGCCAUUGGAUUCCCGUGGCUCAUGACAAUUAUAGGAAUUGUGGAUAUCCUCUUUGCUCCCCUGUGUUUUUUCCUUCGAAGUCCACCUGCCAAAGAGGAGAAAAUGGCAAUCCUCAUGGAUCACAACUGUCCCGUGAAAACAAAAAUGUACACCCAGAACAACAUCCAGUCCUACCCCAUAGGUGAAGAAGAGGAGGAAUAUGAAAGUGAUGAAUAGCCAUAUCACGUAUUUAGGUGUACAAAAAUGCUGUGGUUCAUGUGAAACAUCUCAUCCAGAAAUAGGUUUUAGUUGUACUGUAUAUUUAAUAGUGAAACGGUCAGAAAAACCAAAGGUAUAUUAUUUAUUGCCCGUGACUAUAAAGCAGACUGCAAACCGCCUUAUGGGGAGGGGAAAGAGCUUUUAUAGACCAUUUGUAUAGUGUUAGCAUUAGUGUAUUUAAUUUUAUUGAAUAUUAUACUCUAUUUUUUAUUAAAUGUGUGGUAUAAAUCUGUAUAAAAUGUGAAUUUUAACUAUUUGGUUUUUAAACUCAGCUCCUUGACAGUAUUUCAUAUUUCAUUUGGAGUUGUAGGUUACUGUCAAACUUGAGUCUCUUAUAUCAUUGGCAAUUUAAAAAAACAACCCUCGAAGAGAACCUAUCCAAUUUGCACCCUUUUAAGUGACACCCUUGUAGGUGCAUUGAGAAGAGCUGGAGUGAGGACAGCUCUAUCACUUUUUUCAUCAACUUCAGGUCCUAAUAAUAUAUUAAAAAAACUAAAUUAAGAGGCACAGCUUCUCUGCCAGUUUAAAUAGUGAGUUCUCCCUGAACUACCACUGUUGAGGGAAAUGUUGUUAAACAGUUGAGUGUAUUGCUAUUAUUGGUAUUUAACAAAGUUUUAAUCAAGCAUUUGUGCAAUAUGAAGCCCCCCAAACACACACACAUCAGGUAAACAAGUCAUAUGAACAUGCACUGUUCCUUUCCCUCAGCAGGGAAUGUCACAGCAUUAGGAUACCUUUUAUCUUUCUAUCUUUUGGAUCUCUUAACAUAUUUCAAUUUUAUUUUGGUUGCACCUUCAGUGACUGCAGUAUUACAGUGUUUAGUCUUAGCAUGUACUGAAAGUGAGCUGCUAACUGGAGCAGUUCCAACGACUCUUUUACAUGCAUUUACAGAUACAUCUAAAAAUUCAAUGUAUUUUUUUUUUUUUUUUAAUGAGUUCAAAUAUACUCUUUGCUUUAAAAAAGGGAAGAAACAACCAGUUUGUUGCAAAUCUCUCUUAACAUUUGAGGACACAGCCCAAUACAGGUGAACUAUUGUAUUAAGCAGUCUCUGUCUUAUAAACAUUUUAAAAACAGUCCCCAUGUCCUUCUCAACCAUGGUGUAUCAUUUCAUUUGUAAAACGAAAAUCUUUAUGUGCCUUCUCUCAUGUAAUUGCAGAUGUUUUAUGUACUACAGCAUAGAUACUAUGUUUACAUAUAGUUUUGUAAAGCGUAUAUACUAUGGUCAAAAACUAUGAAAAAUAUAGUGGGUCAAACUUCAAGUAUUGCUCUGUCAAUAAUUAUGCACUCAGAACGCAUCAAAAUAAAGUUGUCUGACAGAAGUUGAUGAUCUAUUGUAAUAAAGUGAAAAAACAAUUAAAAAAUAAUUAAAGAAGAAUGAAUUCCCUCAUGCUUUGCCUUAUGCAGUGUGCUGCAGCAGUGUGGGGAAAGCUGUCAGGUGUCUCAGCUGGCAGGAAUGCACUUCUCAGAGCUCCUUCAGAAACCAGGAUUCUGCUGGAUGAGGAAUUCUUCGCUGUCCCCAAGUAAUAAUUGUGCAGAUCAGUGACUGUUUACAUUAGGCUCAGCUUUCACUGCGAUUUGCACACUUGAAACUUUGUCCCAAGAGAUGUUAUUCUACUUAACUUCACUGAAGUCUUUUGGUCAACAUCAAGUUGUUAAUCUGAUCAAAUCUGAGACUGAAAUACCAAUGCAAGAAUUCUAAAUUAUUACAGGACGUGCUCAUUUUUUUUUUUGCCAGCUGAUCAACCAGUGUGUUUCUUGAAUUCACAAGUAUAUAAUUCAAACAUAGCAACUCACAUUUUUUUAAAAGCACAGAAAGGCUU